CCACACUCUUAACAGAGCCCAUUUAGUGAAGGUUUUUUUGAGAGUGCUGUCUUUAAAGUGUGAAAGUUACUAAGAAGUACAAGAUAAGUUAAGUGUAUCAAGUCCAGAUAGCACUGUCUUUGUAAGUAGCAGGAAAAAAGUAAGAGGCAAGAAGAAGCCAAGCCAUUAAGGAAAAAUACCAAGAAGAGCUAUAGUGUAAAGAAGGAGAAAGGGAAGAGGCUAAGCAAAGCAGAAGAAGCCAUAAGAAAGAAGAUAGCAUUAGAAGAAGAGAAAGAAAAGAAAAAGAUCAACAAGAUUGAAGAAGAAAGAGGCAACAUAACAUUAAGAACUGAGCUUCAAAAAGAAGGAGAAAAAGCGAAACUCAAACAAGAACCGAGAACACGAAGGUAUAGCAGUACAACCAACAAGCAACAAAGAAAACAGUACAAUGAACAACACAACAGUUCCACCAGUUCCUCGAAACUGUCUCAAUAUAAGUGGUAAAAUCAURUGCCGCUUCAUGCCUCCACCGAUGCCCGCUGAGGUCAAGGAGCUAAUGGAGCUUAACGAUACGCUAAAACCAGUCUUCACCACGCUGUCUCUCACGUUGCUGUCCAUUGCCUUAAUUGGUAAUCUAUCCAUCAUCGUUACCAUCUUCAAAGAUCCAAGAAUUCAUGGCAUGGUGCACGUGUUUCUCUUAAAUAUCAUUCCUUUCUUAAUCAUUUUGAUCGCCAAUGGGAAGAUCAUCAUGUCAAUCAAAAAGGCUGGACUCUUCGUCGUGAGCAGGAAGAUUGGCCAGGAGACUCAGAGAAGACGCGAACAUCUUCUGAAACUUCUCUUCGCAAUCAUARUCUGUUUCAUUGUGCUUUGGCUACCCUACACYAUCAUGUAUGUCUUCAUGGGGUUCUUCAAAACAAAGGAUUACGUUUCGAUUUUAAGGAUAAUGAUCAUAGCACGAUCAUUCGUCGUAGCUACGUAUCUCCACCCGGCGCUCAAUGCAUUCAUGUAUUACGGAUUCUGUAAGGAUUUUCGUCGGGGGCUGGCAACUUUGAUGAGAMGGAGCACAACACGCGGACGUUCUCGUACCCAGUCCACGAACUAAACAUUGGACCGCGAGAGAAUGAAUUGAUUCCAAACCAAUACGGCGCUUCAAUCGCCUAUUAGGCGAUUUGCAUUAUGGCGUCAUUUAUUACAACUACCAGAAUACUUUGCCCACUUUCUUUUGUAAUGCAAUUA
Molecule: messenger RNA, 1215 nt
Organism: Exaiptasia diaphana
Lineage: Eukaryota; Metazoa; Cnidaria; Anthozoa; Actiniaria; Aiptasiidae
Exons: 3
Coding region: 428-1081 (217 amino acids)
Biological process (GO): G protein-coupled receptor signaling pathway
Cellular component (GO): membrane
Molecular function (GO): G protein-coupled receptor activity
Source: RefSeq, a predicted model, not a curated record